CCUCCAGGGCUUCUCUCCUUUUCACGGGCCUGUGGCUCAUGUGUUAGGAGGUUGAACUUUUAAUGCAGUCAUUUGAAGAUUUUAAGCUUUUUCUUUCUCCUAACCAGGAGUCACAGAUGCUGGGAAGUAUGGCCCGAAAGAAACCUCGAAAUACCACAAGGUCGCCCCUGGCUUUAAACCCCCUGAAGAGCAAGGACGUGUUAGCAGUGCUGGCUGAGAGGAACCAGGCUGUAGUACCAGUUGGGGCAUGGGUGGAACCUGCCUCACCGGGUAGUUCGGAAAUCCCAGCAUAUACAUCAGCAUAUUUGAUUGAAGAAGAACUAAAGGAACAGCUAAGGAAAAAACAAGAAGCUUUGAAACAUUUUCAGGAACAAGUUAAAUACCGAGUAAAUCAACAAAUUAGGUUGAGAAAAAAGCAGCAGCUUCAGAAGUCUUAUGAAAGAGCACAAAAAGAAAGCUCUAUAGCCAUGCAGUCUUCAGCAGCACACUUAACUUCCAAAAGGACAAGUGUUUUUCCAAACAAUUUGAAUGUUGCUAUUGGAAGUUCUAGGUUACCUUCUUCCCUGAUGCCUGGGGAUGGAAUAGAGGAUGAAGAGAAUCAGAACGAAUUAUUCCAACAACAAGCCCAGGCUCUUAGUCAAACUAUGAAACAGGCACGUCACCGGCUAGCAUCCUUUAAAACUGUGAGUAAAAAAAAGGGAUCAGUGUUUCCAGAUGAUGGAAGGAAAAGCUUUCCUACCCGAGAGAAAGUGCUUUCUAGGAAACCAGCAUCCACUGGGAUAAAUACAGGAAUAAGAGGAGAGUUGCCUAUUAAGGUCCAUCAAGGUCUUUUAGCUGCUGUACCUUACCAGAAUUAUAUGCAAAAUCAGGAACUUGACUAUGAGGAACCUGACUAUGAGGAAUCUUCAUCUCUUGUAACUGAUGAGAAAGGGAAAGAAGAUUUGUUUGGGAGUGGCCAGCAGGACCAGCAGGAUAUCCUUUCUGAAGAUAAGAACAAACCUUUCAGCAGAGUUCAGAAAGUAAAAUUCAAAAAUCCAUUAUUUGUUCUGAUGGAAGAGGAAGAACAAAAGCAGUUACAUUUUGAGGGCCUUCAGGAUAUUCUGCCAGCAGCCCAGGAUUAUUUUCCAGAAGCCCAAGGUGAUUUGCUGGAAACCCAGGGUGAUUUGACAGGAAUCCAGAGUGUUAAGCCAGAUACCCAGGCUGUUGAACUGAAGGUUCAGGUUACUGAGGCAGAAGGCCAGGCCAUUGAGCCAGAAGGCCAGCCUAUUAAGACAGAAACUCAGGGUAUUAUGCUGAGAGCCCAGAGUAUUGAGCUAGAAGAAGGGAGUAUUGUGUUGAAAACCCAGGAUUUUCUACCCACAAAGCAGGCUUUUCUAACGAAAAACCAGGAUCUUUUACUCAAAGACCACUGUGUUCUCCCUAAAGACCAGAGUAUUCUACUCAAAUAUCAGGACCAGGACUUCCUACCCAGAGAUCAGCAUGUUCUCCCCAAAGACCAAGAUAUUCUGCCAAAAUAUCAGGACCAGGAUUUUCUACUUAAAGACCAGGAUUUUUUAUCUAGAGACCAGCAUGUUCUCCCCAAAGACCAGAAUAUUCUACCCAAAUGUCAGGACCAGGAUUUUCUACCCAGAGACCAAGGUUAUCUUCCCAAAGACCAAAAUAUUCUACCCAUAUGUCAGGACCGGGAUUUUCUACCCAGAGACAAAGGUUAUCUUGAAGACCAAAAUAUUCUACCCAUAUGUCAGCACCGGGAUUUUCUACCCAGAGACAAAGGUUAUCUUCCCAAAGACCAAAAUAUUCUACCCAAAUGUCAGGACCAAGAUUUUCCACCCAGAGACAAAGCUUAUUUUCCCAAAGACCAAAAUAUUCUACCCAAAUGUCAGGACCGGGAUUUUCUACCCAGAGACCAAGGUUAUCUUCCUGAAGACCAAAAUAUUCUACCCAUAUGUCAGGACCAGGAUUUUCUACCCAGAGACCAAGGUUAUCUUCCUGAAGACCAAAAUGUUCUACCCAUAUGUCAGGACCAGGAUUUUCUACCCAGAGACCAAGGUUAUCUUCCUGAAGAUCAAAAUGUUCUACCCAUAUGUCAGGACCGGGAUUUUCUACCCAGAGACCUGCAUGUUCUCUCCAACGACCAGAAUAUUCUACCCAAAUGUCAGGACCAAGAUUUUCUACCAAAAUAUCAGAAAGUACACUUUAAGGAGCCAUAUUCUGAUAUGACAGAUGAGAAAGGGAGAGAAGACUUUUCUCUGGCAGACUAUCAGUGUUUGCCUCCCAAAUCCCAGGACCAGGAUGACAUCAGAAAUCAGCAACCUGCAUCUUUUAUGAGAGAAGAGAGAGUGAGAGAGGAAUUACCUCUGGACUAUCAUCAAUAUGUUGUACCUAAAAUCCAGGACCAAGACUCCCCUAGAGAACAGAACAAGCAUAUCAAACCACCCUCAUCUUUUGAGAAAUGGGAGAUUGCAAGAGGAAAUACUCCUAGAGUGCCACUGGCUUAUGAUGGAUAUCAAUCAGGAUUGAGCACUGAAUUCCAAGCUCCACUGGCAUUUCAGUCUGGCGUAGAUAAAGAAGAAGAUAAGAAAGAGCGUCAAAAGCAGUACCUGAGACAUAGACGACUUUUCAUGGAUAUUGAGAGAGAACAAGUAAAAGAACAACAAAGGCAAAAAGAACAAAAGAAGAAAAUUGAAAAAAUUAAGAAAAAGAGAGAGCAAGAACGUUAUGCUGAAGAGCAGAGGAUCCUAAGAAUGAACUUUCAUGAAGAUCCAUAUUCAGGAGAGAAGAUGAGUGAGAUAUUAGCCCAGUUACAACUUGAAGAAAUAAAAGGAGCCAGAGAAAAACAACAGAGAGAAAAAGAAUACCUGAGAUAUGUAGAAGCUUUACGAGCCCAAAUCCAGGAGAAAAUGCGGCUGUAUAAUAUUACUUUACCUCCACUAUGCUGUUGUGGUCCUGAUUUUUGGGAUGCUCAUCCUGAUACCUGUGCCAACAACUGUAUUUUCUAUAAAAACCACAGAGCAUAUACUCGGGCACUACAUUCAUUCAUCAAUUCCUGUGAUGUCCCUAGGGGUAAUUCAACUCUUCGAGUCGCAAUUCAUAAUUUUGCUUCUGCACACAGGUGGACUUUGAAAAAUCUAUAAUAAGAAUCUGAAAUUAACUGGUAGUAUUUUGGCUUUUUCUUAAAAUCAGCCCUGAGAGAGUAUUUAAGAAAAGCUGUUCAAGUUAUAAAAUAUAUAAUCUGGAAAGAAAUACUGUCUCAUAUAGUAACUGUCUUUAUAAUUAGAUUGUAAUCAUUGUUUUAAUCUCUGCCUUGGAACCAAGAUUGAAAGCUGACUUACUUCUCUCUUCUUUUUUGUGAACCAUACGGAGCCUAUUAUUUUAAAACAUGAUCAGACAAGUAAGGCUUCCCUUACUUUGCUCUGCUCUGAUCAGAAGAGCUCAUGUGAAAUCUUUGAGAUUCUCUCAUUUAUCAUCUUUCUAAAACUGUAUUUUUGAGCUUGACAAUACUGAAAAUGUCUGGAUAAAGCAGAAAAGAAAAUGAUGAAAUGUGUUUCUGAGCAUCAGAGGCCAUCUAUAUUGCCAUUACCUUUUCUAGUUGUAUAUAAGAAUUCAAGAUUAGAAGAAUUUAAAUUUGUUGCACAUUUUUUUCCUCAGCAUUUUUUCUCUUGUUUUUAAAAAUGUAUUGCCUCUUUCCCCAUUUAGUGACACUGGACAUAGGAAUUUUUAAUUGUGUAAUUUUCUGUUGCAAAAAAGGUAAAUAAAUCCUUUGUCUUUUGAA
Messenger RNA from Nomascus leucogenys (northern white-cheeked gibbon), 3772 nucleotides. It is a transcript of the gene CCDC15, whose product is annotated as coiled-coil domain containing 15. Gene Ontology annotation, cellular component: centrosome. The record is from RefSeq and is a predicted model, not a curated record. NCBI's taxonomy places the organism in Eukaryota, Metazoa, Chordata, Mammalia, Primates, Hylobatidae.